CAGCCGGCGCCGCCUCACAGCUGCAUCCUGUAGCACACUGACACAGAAGUUUGCUGCUCAAAGGGGAUUUUUACUCCACUUACCUUCCUCAGGAAAAUGUUUUCUGUCACAUAAGACACUUAAACUUAAAUACGACGUAGAAUUUUAUGAAUAGAAGUAAAAAAAAAAUAAUAAUGUGAAAUAGAUUUAUAAGAUGUUUUAACGUCUUCCGGAACCACAAAGUGAAACAUGGUCCCAUUAAAGAGAAGAAAAGUCGUCCCAUCACCUACUGGGAGUACUGGGACUGACUACAGCAGCGGAGAUAAUGUGAAGUUUCCUCACUUCAUUUUAUUCCUGUUGGAAAGAAAAAUGGGAGCCAGUCGAAGAAGGUUUCUGUCUCAGCUCGGAAGAAAGAAAGGAUUUCAGGUGGAGGAAAAGUUCAGUGAGAGUGUCACACACGUCAUAUCUGAGAGUAACUCGGCUGCUGAGGUCAGGGCGUGGCUCGACUCACAGGCCGCCGCUCACACACCUUCAGUUCACCUGCUGGACAUCAGCUGGUUCACAGAGAGCAUGAGAGCGGGACGUCCUGUUCACAUACUCCACGGGCAUAAACUUCAGGAGCAGCAGACGUGUGAAGCCGAGGUGUUGCUGUUCUCCGUCCCGAGCUACGCCUGUCAGCGGAGAACCACUCUGGAGAACCAGAACGCCGUCCUCACCGACGCUCUGUCUCUCCUGGCUGAAAACGCCGAGCUCAGCGACGAGGAGGGACGAGGCGUGGCGUUCCGACGGGCCGCCGCCGUGCUGAAGUCUCUCCCCGAGCCGGUGACGAGCAUGACUCAGCUCAGAGGGCUUCCCGGUCUGGGAGAUCACUCGCUCAGAGUCAUUAAAGACGUUUUGGAGAAUGGAUCUUCAAGCGAGGUUGAAUCUACAAAGCGGUCCGAGCGGUAUAAAGCGCUGAAGGUUCUAACUGGUAUUUUUGGAGUCGGGUCAAAAACGGCGGACCGAUGGAUCAGAGAGGGGAUUCACGACCUCCGACAGUUACGAGAUUCAGCGCGCACACUCAAUCGAGCGCAGCAAGCGGGUCUGGAGCACUACGACGACCUGAACCAGCCGGUCACUAAAGCAGAAGCCGACGCCAUCGGAGAGAUCGUGGAGGCAGCUGUUGUUUCUGUGUUACCUGGAGCUCAGAUGACUCUGAUUGGAGGAUUCAGGAGGGGAAAGCAGACUGGCCACGAUGUAGACUUCCUGAUCACUCACCCAGAGGAGGGCAGAGAGGUGGGACUGAUGCCUAAAGUGGUCUCCUGUUUGGAAGCACAGGGAUUCCUGUUGUACCAGAAAACCACCAGGAACUCCUACCUGGAGGCUAAGGACGGUCCCGGUCGGCCUUCGUCCAACAUGGACCGCUUCGAGAGGUGUUUCUCGAUCUUUAAACUCACCGAGGAGGAGAGGGGAGGAACGAAACGGGCGGAUACAGAGAGGGAAAGUGGCGUGCAAACUGUGAGCGGAGAUGCACAUUCAGCACAUGUAGCGGAGGAGCGAUCAAAACCUGCAGGACACAAGCGGUGGCGAGCUGUCAGAGUGGACCUGGUCGUCUCUCCGAUCAGUCAGUUUGCGUUCGCUCUGCUGGGCUGGACCGGAUCCAAACUGUUUGAGAGAGAGCUGCGACGGUGGGCGGGGCACGAGAAGUCCAUGUCCCUGAGCAGCCACGCUCUUUAUGACAGCAAACAGAGUCGGUAUCUGAGAGCGACGUCUGAGGAGGAGAUCUUCUCUCAUCUUGGUCUGGAGUUCAUUCCUCCAUCUGAGAGAAACGCCUGAGUCUACCUGAGGUGGGACGAGAAAACACCGGAACCACAAGCAGGUAAAAGGGAGGCUAACGUAGCUCACCUGGCUGAGAGGCAGACCUGCUUUUAAACACUUCAAGGGGGACGGCACUGACGACGGUGGUCCAAAGGGGCAUCACGGCUUUCCAACCACAUGUUUGAACCUUUGAAACGGAGACUUUUGGAAAUGCCGUUUUUAACCCCCUUUUAAUGUGACGAUGCCCCGGGGGGUCUUCUUUAAAUCUUCAGUCAGAAACAAAAAGAAAACAAUGCUGCAAACACUCUCGUGCUGGUUUGUUCUUUUCUUUAUUAGAAUAGAAGCUGGGACUUGCAGAGGUUUGCUUAAAAAUGCUUUUUUUUUUUAAAACGCUCUUCAUUCUAAAAAUGCCUUUUUUAAUCAAGAUGUGCGGCGUCUCUUUAAUUUUUAAAAUUUAUUUAUGGCUGUAUCUGAUUAAAAUGACUCAAAAUAAGCCUCAAAGUCAGUAAAGUAGCCGUCAUGUUCUCCCCCCCCCCCCCCCCCCCAUACAUAUAUAUUAACCUGAAAAAAAGAUUUAAAGAAUACCUCUAGAUGAAUCAAACUUAAACUGUGCAAUUAAAAAUAGAUUUAUACAAGAAAUGUACAUAACCUGUGCAGGGAUAAAAAAAUAAAAAAAAACAUGGUAUGGAACAACUUUGCGAGUGUGAGUGCGCCUUUAAUCUGUUUUUGCAUAAAAGCUGAGGUAAUCCGCUGACUCAUUUAUUAGUCAUUUGCUCUUGCGUGUCUUUUAUUUUGAAAUCGAGCUGCUGCCGGUAGACGUCGCAGUGUUCUAAGUUUUUAAAUCAAAAGCCUUUAAAUAAUACUCUGCAGUCCUCACCAGGUUUCCCCUGGUAGAAAAAAAAAUCAACCUGAACUGAUGUGAGAGAAGUUGAAUAAAAAGAAUCAAACUUUAUUUCA
This is a messenger RNA of Labrus mixtus (cuckoo wrasse), 2733 nucleotides long. It is a transcript of the gene polm, whose product is annotated as polymerase (DNA directed), mu. NCBI's taxonomy places the organism in Eukaryota, Metazoa, Chordata, Actinopteri, Labriformes, Labridae. The record is from RefSeq and is a predicted model, not a curated record. The transcript is spliced from 11 exons. The coding region runs from base 229 to 1794 and encodes 521 amino acids. Gene Ontology annotation, biological process: double-strand break repair via nonhomologous end joining. Gene Ontology annotation, molecular function: DNA binding; DNA-directed DNA polymerase activity. Gene Ontology annotation, cellular component: nucleus.